UUUUGGGAUGACCAAUUAACCAGCAAAGAAACGGACCUCAUAUGUGGUACAUACGAGGUUGCUACAGGUAUGUGUAUACAACAAACUGCAACACGGUCCUGGUGGCCCCGUCCGAACUCUUGGAAAACAUGUGGACUUAAUUGUGGAUAUUGGUCGAAAGAUGCCGAAAAUUGGUUU
Lentinula edodes (shiitake mushroom) is the source of this 177-nucleotide messenger RNA. RefSeq lists its product as uncharacterized. Lineage: Eukaryota; Fungi; Basidiomycota; Agaricomycetes; Agaricales; Omphalotaceae. The record is from RefSeq and is a predicted model, not a curated record. The annotation marks the transcript as partial. The transcript is spliced from 2 exons.